Molecule: messenger RNA, 2934 nt
Organism: Brassica rapa (field mustard)
Lineage: Eukaryota; Viridiplantae; Streptophyta; Magnoliopsida; Brassicales; Brassicaceae
Product: cytochrome P450 72A13-like
Molecular function (GO): iron ion binding; heme binding; oxidoreductase activity, acting on paired donors, with incorporation or reduction of molecular oxygen
Source: RefSeq, a predicted model, not a curated record
AAUUGUGGUUUUAGGAGCUGUUUUGAUAAGGGUUGUGAACUGGGUGUGGAUAACACCAAAGGAGCUGGAGAGGUACCUGAGAAGACAAGGUCUUCCCGGAACUCCUUACACGCCUCUUGUAGGAGAUAUCAAGAAGAAUAUUAAAAUGUUGAUGGAGGCAAGAUCAAAACCCAUCUCUCUAACGGAUGAUGUCAUCCCAUAUCUCCUUCCUCUUGCCUUAAAGAUGUUCAACUCUCACGGUUUUACCCAACAAAGAACAAUAAGAGGAUGAAAGCAAUAGACAAAGAGAUAGACACAAUACUGAGAGGUAUGGUGAGCAAGAGGGAAAGAUGGAGAAGCAGAACACAAUGAUUUGUUGGGGAUACUUCUUGAAUCAAGUUCAGAGGAAUCUGGAGGAAAUGGUUUGAGCGUAGAAGAAGUUUUGAGAGAGUGCAAGCUGUUUUAUUUCGCAGGACAAGAGACAACUUCAGUACUCUUGGUCUGGACAAUGGUUUUACUAAGCCAUCACCAAGAUUGGCAAGAACGGGCACGAGAGGAAGUGAGACUAAUCCUCGGUGAUGAUAAUGAUACUAAACCAGACAUAAUGUUCACUCUCCUCAGAUAGUCAUGACCACUCGUCCUCAGUUCGGAGCACAUCUCAUCCUCCACAAGCUCUGAUUCUUAUUUUUGUAUUUCCAUGGUGAUAUCAUCAACUGUGUUUUUUUCUUUUCUAUAAAGUGUUUAUGAAUGUAAAAGAUGGUAGUUCAAAAAUAAUGUUAAAGGGAAGUAGUGUUUACUGUAACUCAACUCUGAUGUUCUGUUGGUGCAAUCCCAUCACUUAACCGACAACACUUCGCGUCUGACACACACGCAAUAAUGUUAAGUUCAUUAUGAUUAGUGGUUCUCUUUUUUUAUUAUUAUAAAAAUGCUUAGUGUAUCUCUUUUGAUGAUUAAAAAACUGCAAUUAUGCAGUAGGUAAGAUUCAGGUGGUAAACCUUUACACCCCAUUUUCAUAAUUCAUACUGUAAAGCUGCUUUACACGUCACUUAACCAACCACACUACUCUUGGCAAAUUAAAGACCUGAGAGCAGUUGGUGUAUCUCUUUUGAGAUUUAAUAACGUCUGCAAUUAGAUAGAAAACCUCUAAAGCAUUGACAUAUAGCUCCACUGGUGGCAAAGCAUUUGAACUGUACCAGUGAGUUAGUAAGUGAAGGAAGUGGAUAUGUCUUUACCAGUAGUAGCAGCAGCUUUGAUGGUGGUUUUAGCAUUUUUGUUGAUAAGGGUUGUGAACUGGGUUUGGCUAAAGCCAAAGAAGCUGGAGAGGUACCUGAGAAGACAAGGUCUCCCUGGAACUCCUUACACACCUCUUGUAGGAGAUGUUAAGAGGAAUGUUAACAUGUUGAUGGAGGCAAGAUCAAAACCAAUUACUCUAACGGAUGAUAUCACUCCACGUCUCCUUCCUCUUGCCUUGAAGAUGUUCAACUCUCACGGAAGGACGUUCUUCAUAUGGCUUGGACCAGUUCCAACGAUCAUGAUAACUAAUCCAGAGCACAUCAAGGAAGUUUUUAGUAAAGUGUACGAUUUUGAGAAGAAUGCUUCAUUCCCUUUGGUCAGAUUGUUAGUAGGCGGGCUUGCUAGCUAUAAGGGAGAUAAGUGGGCGAGACACAGAAGGAUCAUCAACCCCGCUUUUCACCUUGAGAAGAUCAAGAACAUGGUCCCUGCGUUCUACCAUUGUUGCAGCGAGGUUGUUGGCAAAUGGGACAAGUUAGUGUUGGAUAAAGGGUUGUCUUGUGAGGUGGAUGUUUGGCCUUGGCUUGUGAGUAUGACUGCGGAUGUGAUCUCGCAUGCUGCUUUUGGAAGCAGCUAUAGAGAAGGACAGAGGAUAUUUGAGCUCCAAGGUGAACUAUCUUCUCUCAUAGCACAAGAGCUUAAGAAGCCUUACAUCCCUGGACUGAGUUUUUUCCCAACAAAGAACAACAAGAGGAUGAAAGCAAUAGACAAAGAGAUAGACAUAAUACUGAGAGGUAUGGUGAGUAAGAGGGAAGCUGGAGAAGCAGAACACAAUGAUUUGUUGGGGAUAUUGCUUGCAUCAAGUUCGGAGGAAUCUGGAGGAAGUGGAAUGAGUGUAGAAGAAGUGAUGAGAGAGUGUAAGCUGUUUUAUUUCGCAGGGCAAGAGACAACUUCAGUACUAUUGGUCUGGACAAUGAUUUUGUUAAGCCAUCACCAAGACUGGCAGGAACGGGCACGAGAGGAAGUGAGGCAAAUACUCGGUGAUAACAUUAAUACAAAACCUGAUAUAGAUUCUCUUAACAACCUCAAAGUUAUGACUAUGAUCUUCUAUGAGGUUUUGAGGCUAUACCCUCCGGUAGCUGAGCUUCGAAGAACUGUAAACAAAGAAAUGAAGCUAGGAGAGAUUACACUUCCAGCUGGUGUCAGAGUCUAUAUACCAACUGCUCUUGUUCACCGUGACCCUGAGCUUUGGGGGGAGGAUGCAGGGGAGUUUAAGCCGGAGCGUUUCAAAGACGGUAUCUCGAAAGCAACAAAGAACCAGGUCUGUUACUUACCCUUUGGAUGGGGACUGAGGAUCUGCAUUGGUCAGAGCUUUUCUCUGUUGGAGGCAAAGAUGGCAAUGGCAUUGAUUCUACAGAGAUUCUCCUUUGAGCUCUCUCCUUCUUAUGUUCACUCGCCACAAAUAGUCAUGACCACUCGUCCUCAGUUCGGAGCACAUCUCAUCCUCCACAAGCUAUGAUAUGCUUUUUUUGUAUUUCCAUGGUGGUGUCAUCAAGAAUAAAGUGUGCUUAUGUAUUAUUUACUUGUUGUAAAAUAAGAGUAAGGAAACGUUAAUUGAAGAUUUGUAAUUUUUUUUGCUCAAGCUAUCAGUUUAUGUUACCUACCAUCGUCAAGUUUUUGUAAGUGUAAGAACAACAAUUUGAAUAGAACACUCUAUGGAAGAGA